UGGAGAGAUAGCGGCAGGAUCAGUGGAUCACGCCCGUUUACUCUCUCCCUUCUUCCUUCUUCGUCCUCGACAUACCCAGCAGAGCAAGCAACGCAAAGCAAAGCAAGCGACCCAUCAUCGUCGUCAUCAUCAUCAUCAUCAUCCCUCAUGAGCUCCCAAGGAUUGCGGGCGAAUCAUGCAGAUUCGCGGUUCCCACCAGCUCACAUCUGACAACCGCGAGCUCCUCCCUCCUCCCCCUUGUUGUUCACGGCAUCUCUCCUGCUCCAGAAUUUGAAAUAUGUCUUUCAGAAAGUCACGGGCAAGUGGAGCAGAGAAAAGUCUGUCCUUCGAAGAGCAACAGACCAAGGUCAAUGAAGUCAGAAAGAUUUUGGGGCCUCUUGCUGAUAAGCUUCCAACACUAUGUUCAGAUGCAUCAAUCAUAAGGUACCUCAAGGCAAGAAACUGGAACACCAAGAAGGCGGCCAAGAUGCUGAAAGAAACAUUGAAAUGGAGACUGGUUUACAAGCCAGAAAAAAUUAGAUGGGAAGACAUCGCUCGUGAAGCUGAGACAGGUAAAAUUUACAGAACCAAUUACUUUGACAAGCAUGGAAGGACUGUUCUUGUCAUGAGACCAGGUUUUCAGAAUACAAAGGCAACAGAAGGGCAGAUUAAGUAUUUGGUUUAUUGUAUGGAAAACGCAGUUCUGAAUUUAAAGCCAGAUCAGGAACAAAUGGUGUGGCUAAUUGAUUUUCAAGGAUGGAACAUGUCGAGCAUAUCAGUGAAGGUUACUCGGGAGACGGCACAUGUAUUGCAGGAUUAUUAUCCUGAGAGACUAGGCAUCGGUAUCCUCUAUAAUCCACCCAAAAUAUUUGAGUCCUUUUGGAAGUUGGUGAAACCAUUCCUUGAGACCAAGACAUUCAAAAAGGUCAAGUUUGUCUACUCAGAUGAUCCGCAAAGCCAGAAGAUAAUGGAAGAGCUAUUUGAUAUGGAUAAGCUGGAAUCUGCAUUUGGGGGCAAAAACCCUGUCGGUUUCAACUAUGAGACCUAUGCACAACUGAUGAGAGAGGACGACAAGAAGAAAAUGUCCGAUUCCGUCUCCGAUUCUCCUCUACCGUCCUAUCUAUCCCCUGCUGAGUCUGAAAUACACCAGGAAGACGCAUCCAUUUCAGACCCUGAUUCUGAGGCCUCUGAAGGAGGCUUUACACCGAGUCAUGAGAUGGCUUCUCUAAAUUUAGAGGAGGGCGCGAACAAAGCAGUGGUCUCGCCGCCUGUUGGUAAUGACCCAGGACACAGUCAAUCAGAAGCAGCCAAAGAGAAAACUUUAUAGCCCGUUCAUUUUUCUGAAUUAGAAGAUGCUGGGACUGUAGCGUGCCACUCUCGCAUUCUCUCUGACGCCCAAACGAGCCAGGUUUGGGAGAAGCAUGAUCCUGAAAACCCCCACAUUUGGAAGAUGUUGAAGAUUAGAAACCAACUCCUUUUGACAAGCACAUGCCUUUUGCAUUGGCCUGGAAGUAACCCUAAUACAACUAGCUAUUUCCGUAAGAAAUGAUGCUGAUUAUGUGAUUCUGUUGUGGCUGUUAUUUCAAGAUUGCGUUGUAAACACUCGGCUGAUUCGUUGGUAAAAAUAUCUCUCCCAUAAGUUGGUCAGGGAAAAUAACGCAAAUAUAAUAGUACAGCUUUAACUUA
Messenger RNA from Syzygium oleosum, 1665 nucleotides. RefSeq lists its product as uncharacterized. The transcript has 7 exons. The record is from RefSeq and is a predicted model, not a curated record. Lineage: Eukaryota; Viridiplantae; Streptophyta; Magnoliopsida; Myrtales; Myrtaceae. Bases 278 to 1306 code for a protein of 342 amino acids. Gene Ontology annotation, molecular function: phosphatidylinositol transfer activity.